Molecule: messenger RNA, 1035 nt
Organism: Esox lucius (northern pike)
Lineage: Eukaryota; Metazoa; Chordata; Actinopteri; Esociformes; Esocidae
Product: collagen alpha-3(VI) chain-like
Exons: 5
Coding region: 1-1035 (344 amino acids)
Source: RefSeq, a predicted model, not a curated record
AUGCGUGAUUUUGUUCAAACAUUUGUGGAGAAACUUAAAGUGGAGGAAAACAGAGAUAGAGUCUCUUUGGUUCAGUACAGCACUGAACCAGAGGCACACUUCUAUCUUAACACUUACACAACCAAGAAACCCAUUGUUGACAGCGUAAGAAGUUUGAGGCACAAAGGAGGUAGACUCCUUAACACAGGAGCAGCUCUCCAGUAUGUCAAGGACAACAUAUUUUCUCCCUCCUCUGGAAGCAGACGCCAGGACGGCGUCCCUCAGAUUCUGAUUCUAUUCAGUGGAGGAAAGUCUAACGAUGAAUACAGUGACACAGCAGAGGUCAAUUUCAAGUUGGAUACCCAUUCAACAAAAGAUGAAAUUAUUGAUGCGGUGAAAGGAGGAAGGCCCUUAAACACUGGAGAAGCUCUUGAUUAUGUAAAAAACUAUGUAUUUACUUCCACUUCUGGAAGUAGACUUGUAGAAGGAAUCCCUCAGAUACUAAUACUUUUAAGUGGGGGGAAAUCCGAAGAUGAUGUUCUGGUUCCAUCUCAGCGUCUGAAGGCAGCAGGAAUUGUGAUUUUUACUGUUGGGGUCAAAGACGCAGAUGAAGCAGAGAUGCAGAGCAUUGCACACAGUCCGAAUCAAGCAUUUAUGCUUAGAGAGUUUUCUGACCUCUCGCCCGUUAAACAACAGUUGCUCUCAGCAGUUAUCUCUCACAAAGAUACAGUAAGACCGGGAUUAGUUCAAGGCUCCAGUGUGAAAAGAGACAUUGUUUUCCUCCUGGAUGGAUCUGAUGAUGUCAGGAGUAAAUUCACAGCAAUUUGUGACUUUGUUGCAAAAUUUGUGGAAAGUUUUGAUGUGGACCAGGGUAAAGAUCAAGUUGCUGUUGUGCAGUAUAGCAACACUGCAGUAAUGAACUUUAACCUGAACACUUACAAAACAGGAGAUGAUGUGGUAAAAGCAGUCAGAAACCUGAGGCCAAAGGGUGGGAGGCCUCAAUAUACUGGCACAGCUCUCCAGUUUUUGAAACAGUGGCAAGUGACGGAAAUAUGA